Molecule: messenger RNA, 1548 nt
Organism: Phymastichus coffea
Lineage: Eukaryota; Metazoa; Arthropoda; Insecta; Hymenoptera; Eulophidae
Exons: 4
Coding region: 201-665 (154 amino acids)
Source: RefSeq, a predicted model, not a curated record
AUGAGGUACAUGCGCCAACAGUGGUUGGUCGAUUGAAAAAAUAUGAUCUCUUCAAAUUCGUGUUGAACAAUAAUAGCCAGAGUAGAGUGACAUGCUUAGUCUGGGGAACACCAAUAAUUAAAAAACAUGUCGACUCCAUUGCUAUUGAUAAUAUUGUACACAUUGAAUCUGCCACAAGUAAGUCUGUGGCGCAAGAACAGAUGAAAAAUAACUUGAUUGGGAUGGAGUUAUUGAUAAAGGACGAUACUAUUGUAACUGUACUAGGAAAACAUACUGCCCCUACCCCUGACUUAAUUAUCCCAACUGAAUUUACAACUGUACAAUUUGCAGAGACUGGAAAAUCUCAGGAAAUCAUAAGUGUUGAAGGACACAUCAAGAUUAAGUUCUACAAGCCUGAGGCUAAAUUCAAUACUGAAGUUGGGGGCGUUGGCUGCAUAACUGAUGGCCAGUACAAAGUCACCAUAAACAUUUCAAAUUACCAAGGAUUGAAUUUUGAAAAAGGUGUUUGUGUGAAGGUCAUAGGAACAGUGGAUACCAGUGGAGCAGGACCAGUAUCCAUAAAAUGCAUAAAUGACUUGUGUGUGACUGAAGUUGAAGGCGCUCCCAAAAUGUCUGCUGCGGAUGUCUCUCGCGGAAACAAGACACCUAAGAGAGGACGCGAUUAGUCAUAUGUCAUCAUUAAUUCACUACCAUACUUAUUUAUUUGCAUCAGAUAGCUUUUCCAUUUUUUGUGCCUCCUUUUUUUGCUAAAUAUUCCUCUAUAUAAACUCGAAGUAUUGAUGUAUUAUACUGCGAUAUGGUAUAAUGAGGCGAUAAGGGAAAGUAAAAGUCUAAUGUACGAGAGCAGUAUUGUUUGAAAUAAGGGUAUUUAUAUACUUUUUUACUUUAAACUUCGAACUAAAUGAAUAGUGAUAUUACUUGGUAAAAAUGUUGAAAGUAAAUUUUAUGCCUAACGUCAUAAGUAAACAUGCAUACACUAUUUAAUAUGUUUAUGUAAUAUGUUCUGAUACAUUGUUCAUAAGUAUAUAUAGAUAAUAUAUAUUUAUUUGAAAAAUAGCAUAUAGACGUAUGUAUAGCAUUUGAAGCAUUGCUUAUUUUAAAUUAAUGUAAUAACAGAACUGUUUUAUUUAAUGACUGACCAGUAAUAUAAUAGUUUUAUGCAAAGUUCCUAUCUAAAUAUAAAAGUUCAAUACAUACUUUGAGUAAACAUGGAAAGUGAGAAUAAUAUAGAGUAAUUUUUAGAAUACGAAAUGUAAUACUUUUGUAAAUUUAGUAUUCUUAUGAGUAAAUGUGUUUGUUUACGAUGUUUGCGAAUAGCAGUAGUUGGAAAUAGUACAUAUAGCCAGUCACAUGUUCCUAUAAGGCUAUCCAAAUAAUAUUUUUACAUUGUAAAAAUCGAGGCGAAAAAGAUUUUGUAAGGUGAUAUAAUCACUUAAAAUUUCUAUAUGUUAUGUUCGAAUAAUUAUGUAACAACUGUUUUGAUAACAUUUUAAUAUACUUGUACGAUGUAAAAUUUUGUAAAAGGAGAUACUAUUCAAUAAAAAUUUU